UGUUAUUUUAUUGCGAAAAUAUUUACUCAUUAUAAAAUAAUAACAAUAUUGGUCGUUUAUUUAUGUAUUUUUCUACCUCUGCACAUGAAAUUGUGUUUACGGGAGACAGGGCGAGUGAAUGAACUUCUUUACUCGCAGCGCGUGUAAGAAUCUCUCGGUUCCACCUUUUUUUCUGCACCGGUCUCUCUUCUUCGGCUCCUCCUUUUCCUUUUUCUCCUUCACCUCCGUCGCCAUUAAACGAAGGAAGAACUUUCUCAAUAACAAUAAAAUAAAAAACUUUUCUUCUUCCCGUCAUCUUCCUUAAUCUCCCGUGUAUUCCAAACCCUAAUUCUCUCUCGCCAUUAGUUAACAGAUUCUUUCUGCUUCUGUUUCUGUCUCCAACAAUCGAGUUCUGGGUUCUGCUCUCGGACGGAGAACGAUGCUGCUUGGAAGGUGAGAAAAUUUCUCGGUAGAGGAAGAAGCGAGAGAUAACUAGAAGCGCAAGGUUGAAGAAAAAGUAAACAAAAAAUAAAAUAGAGUAUAAAAGAUGCGAAUCCUGUGCGAUGCGUGCGAGAGCGCCGGCGCCAUCCUCUUCUGCGCCGCCGACGAGGCCGCCCUUUGCCGCUCCUGCGAUGAAAAGGUUCAUUUGUGCAAUAAAUUGGCAAGCCGACAUGUAAGAGUUGGUUUGGCUGAUCCCAGCCAUGCUCCAAGCUGUGACAUCUGCGAAAAUGCACCUGCAUUCUUUUACUGCGAGAUAGACGGUAGUUCUCUUUGCCUGCAAUGCGACAUGGUUGUACAUGUCGGUGGUAAGAGAACUCAUGGGCGAGUUCUAUUGCUGAGACAGAGAGUCGAGUUUCCAGGGGACAAGUCCGGCCGUGUAACUGAACCGGGAUUGCAGCACAAGGAGCAGAAUCGGGCAAGGGAGAACUCGCCAAACCAAAACAAGUCUCCUGCUUGCCGACAAGAACCAACCGCAGAUGCCCAGCCUGGAAGAAAAGUAGAGAACAAACUGAUCGAUCUGAACGCCAAGCCCCAGAGAAUACACGAGCCGGCAUCAUAUAACCAGGAGCAAGGCAUCGAUGUAAAUAAUAAUCUCGAAAACGCAAAUGCCGUUCAUGUCGGACCCUUUAGAGGAGGGCCUGAAAAAUGAACAGGUGUUCUUACACUUUGAGGGAUCGUUAAAAGCCAUAUGUUUGCGUUACACAGACUUGUUGGAUCUUAAUCUUUAGGGUAUCUUUCUUCAUGAGGGAAGGGCUCUGUUCUUCUUCCAUGUUCUUGGUUUGAGUUGGUAUUAGCUUUAAUGAUUUUUUUUCCAAUGUAAGAUCUGAACAGAUAAUUUUUUUUUAUUGGAAUCUUUAUUCUUUUCCGAUUGGUUCAACGAAUGGAUUUGUGGA
Tarenaya hassleriana is the source of this 1373-nucleotide messenger RNA. RefSeq names its product B-box zinc finger protein 18-like. The transcript has 6 exons. Gene Ontology annotation, cellular component: nucleus. Bases 527 to 1129 code for a protein of 200 amino acids. The record is from RefSeq and is a predicted model, not a curated record. Lineage: Eukaryota; Viridiplantae; Streptophyta; Magnoliopsida; Brassicales; Cleomaceae. Gene Ontology annotation, biological process: photomorphogenesis; regulation of DNA-templated transcription. Gene Ontology annotation, molecular function: zinc ion binding.